UUCGGCAACGGCACACAAUACACAUCAAAAAAGAAGCAGAUAGGAGGAGCAAGAAGAAGAUCGAAGGCGAUGGAGUACGAGUACCACUACAACAGCAGCGGCAGCGGCAGCUUCGCCAAGGAGAAGCGGCCUCCGGCGAAGAGGGGGCAGGUCAAGCUCCAGAUAGCGAGGGCGCUGAGCAACCUCGUGUCUCCCGGCGGCGCCGUUGAUGGCUCGAAGCAAGCAAAUCGUAACAGCUUCAGAAGGGAAACAAGCUACAACUGAACAAGAAACUUAGUACUCCCGCCGGACGGAGGGAGUAAUAUAUGGUGCGUGUGACAAAGUGGGGUAGUUACUAGUUGUUUUCCUUUUGAGGAUUUUAGCAGAUGGUCUCUCAGUUUAAUAUGUACUGACCAUCUGUUUGAUCCACUAUACUGUAACUUUGCUUGAGUGGGAACGAAAGGAAGUCCCAUGUGAUAGAUGUACAAACUUUGGGCAUAUACAUGCAUCAGGGUGUGCUUGUGGAGUACUUAAUCUUUCAA
Triticum aestivum (bread wheat) is the source of this 521-nucleotide messenger RNA. RefSeq lists its product as uncharacterized. The transcript has a single exon. Bases 70 to 264 code for a protein of 64 amino acids. The record is from RefSeq and is a predicted model, not a curated record. NCBI's taxonomy places the organism in Eukaryota, Viridiplantae, Streptophyta, Magnoliopsida, Poales, Poaceae.